Fonsecaea multimorphosa CBS 102226 is the source of this 747-nucleotide messenger RNA. RefSeq lists its product as uncharacterized. The coding region runs from base 1 to 747 and encodes 248 amino acids. Lineage: Eukaryota; Fungi; Ascomycota; Eurotiomycetes; Chaetothyriales; Herpotrichiellaceae. The transcript is spliced from 3 exons. The record is from RefSeq and is a predicted model, not a curated record.
AUGGCUUCAAUCUCGCGAGCCAACGGGGUGCAAUCACCCGCUGUGGGCGUUGGGCCUGCUUAUCGUCCAGAGGAGGAGAAACCUACCGCCACUGUCUCAAAAAGCGUCCAGCAAGAAAAUGUCCACGUCUUGCCCCAAACUCCCCAGCUGAUUGCUCUUCUGACCAUGAUUCGAGACAAGAACACCCAGCGAGCGGACUUCAUCUUCUACUCCAAUCGUAUCAUUCGUCUUCUGGUCGAAGAAGGCCUCAACCAUCUUCCCGUCGUCGCACAUACCGUCACAUCUCCUGUUGGCAAAGACUAUGUUGGGGUGAAAUUCGAGGGGAAAAUCUGCGGUGUUUCCAUUAUGCGAGCAGGAGAGUCGAUGGAGCAGGGGUUAAGAGAAUGUUGCCGUUCGGUUAGGAUAGGCAAGAUCCUGAUCCAGCGCAACGAGGAAACAAGCAAACCAAAGCUGUUCUAUGACAAGCUGCCCCCGGACGUUGCCAAUCGAUGGGUGCUGCUCCUGGAUCCGAUGUUGGCAACCGGUGGUAGCGCAAUCAUGGCCGUUGAGGUUCUGAAGAGCAAGGGCGUGCCAGAAGAACGUAUUUUGUUCUUGAACCUGAUUGCCAGUCCUGAAGGGAUUGAGAACUUUGCCACAAAGGUGCCCAAAGUCAGGGUAAUCACGGCUUUUGUCGACCAAGGUCUCAAUGACCAAAACUAUAUCGUCCCCGGCCUCGGUGACUUCGGCGACCGCUUCUAUACCCUGUGA